Messenger RNA from Solenopsis invicta (red fire ant), 3037 nucleotides. It is a transcript of the gene Vps35, whose product is annotated as vacuolar protein sorting-associated protein 35. The record is from RefSeq and is a predicted model, not a curated record. The coding region runs from base 324 to 2735 and encodes 803 amino acids. Gene Ontology annotation, biological process: retrograde transport, endosome to Golgi; intracellular protein transport. Lineage: Eukaryota; Metazoa; Arthropoda; Insecta; Hymenoptera; Formicidae. The transcript is spliced from 12 exons. Gene Ontology annotation, cellular component: retromer, cargo-selective complex; late endosome; retromer complex.
CACAAAUGUUCCGUAGUUCCGCCAUUCCGCAUCCUAUGUGAACGCACCUUGAGGCGUAUCUCAUUCUCAUGUGGUCUUGUCAACUAUUAUUCCCGAGGCGUAUGUACGACAAAUAAUUUUUCAAGAAAAUGGUUCGAAAAGUAAUCAAAUUCGAACCCACUGUGAUUCGAUUCGAAUUUGAACUAUACGCAUAUCUCUAAUGUUCCCGUUUCGACUACCUGUAUUCUCACUGCAUCUGUAGUGCAUGCUUGAAUUGGAUGGCUUAUCUAUGCGUGGUACUACCAUGGUGUUCCUGGUAGGUAUCUUUGUUUUUCUCGCAGCCAAUGACACCUGCAGUAACGGGAAUGGAGGAACAAGAGAAACUGUUGGAAGACGCGAUCGGCGUAGUGAAAGUCCAAGCUUUUCAAAUGAAACAUUGUCUGGACAAAUCCAAACUGAUGGACGCACUGAAACAUGCCUCCACUAUGUUGGGAGAACUCAGAACCUCCCUUCUGAGUCCAAAAAGCUACUAUGAAUUGUACAUGGCGAUUACAGACGAGUUACGACACUUGGAACUUUAUUUGUUGGAUGAAUUUCAAAAAGGAAGAAAAGUUACAGACCUCUAUGAAUUGGUACAAUAUGUUGGCAAUAUUGUGCCCAGACUCUACUUACUUAUCACCGUUGGUUUGGUCUACAUCAAGACAACACCCGGCUUGAAAAGAGAUCUUCUGAGAGAUCUCGUGGAAAUGUGUAGAGGCGUGCAACAUCCAUUGCGUGGUUUAUUCCUAAGAAAUUAUCUAUUACAAUGCACAAGGAAUAUUUUGCCAGAUGUCGCUGAAGGUGACGACGAAGAUGGAACUGUUCGUGACAGCAUAGAUUUUGUUCUGAUGAAUUUUGCGGAAAUGAAUAAAUUAUGGGUACGUAUGCAACAUCAAGGUCACAGUAGGGAUAAAGAAAGAAGAGAAAAGGAAAGAGAAGAGCUUCGAAUUCUAGUCGGAACAAAUCUUGUACGACUUAGUCAACUGGAAUCUGUGACAUUGGAUAAGUAUAAGAAGCUUGUAUUACCGGGAAUUUUGGAGCAAGUGGUUAGUUGUAGGGAUGCAAUAGCACAGGAGUAUCUUAUGGAGUGUAUAAUUCAAGUUUUUCCUGAUGAAUUCCAUUUACAAACGUUAAACGCAUUUCUAAAAUCCUGUGCGGAAUUGCAAAAUGGAGUAAAUGUUAAAAACAUAAUUAUAUCGCUGAUCGACAGACUUGCAGCCUUUAGUCAGCGAUCCGACGGAGUGGGGGGACCAGGAAGUCCCAAUCAAAUGCCAGGAAUUCCACAGGAUGUUAAAUUAUUUGAUGUAUUUAGUGAUCAGAUUGCAACUAUUAUACAGACGAGACAAGAUAUGCCGCCCGAAGAUAUCGUGUCCCUCCAAGUGGCUCUCAUAAAUUUAGCACACAAGUGUUAUCCCGAUCGUGUAGAUUACGUAGACAAAGUUUUGUUUACAACAAUCCAAAUAUUCCAGAAGCAAAACGUCGAUAAAUUGGAGUAUAAUAGUGCAGUUUCGAGAGAACUAGUUAGAUUAAUGAAGAUUCCCGUAGACAAUUAUAAGAAUAUAUUAACUGUGCUUAAGCUUGAACACUAUGCGCCCCUUUUGGAUUAUUUCGAUUACGAGGGCAGGAAGUCAUUGGCUAUAUACAUAAUAACGAAUAUUUUGGAAAAUGAAACGUUAAUACCGACGCAAGAACAAGUAGACGCGGUGCUCUUCAUGGUAUCUUCCUUGGUGCAGGAUCAACCAGAUCAACCUAAUAUAGAAGAAGAUCCUGAAGAUUUUGCUGAGGAGCAAGGAUUACUUGGAAGACUGAUACAUCAUUUUAAAUCGGAAACACCAGACCAGCAAUAUAUGAUAUUGAGCGCAGCAAGAAAGCAUUUCAGUGCUGGCGGUAACAAGAGAAUAAAAUUCACUUUACCUCCCAUAGUUUUCCAAAGUUAUCAAUUAGCUUUUACUUAUAAAACACUGAAGGAUCAGGAUGAUAUGUGGCAAAAAAAAUGUCAAAAAAUUUUUCAGUUUUGUCACACGACUAUUACAGCACUGAUGAAGGCCGAAUUAGCCGAAUUGCCUUUAAGGCUGUUUCUGCAAGGUGCGAUAGCGAUCGGCGAGAUCCGUUUUGAUAAUUUCGAAAUGGUGGCUUACGAAUUUAUGAGCCAAGCAUUUUCGAUAUAUGAGGAUGAAAUAAGCGAUUCGAAAGCACAGCUCGCAGCGAUCACUUUGAUCAUCGCCACAUUUGAGCAAAUGAGUUGCUUUGGCGAGGAAAACGCGGAGCCCGUUCGCAAUCAGUGCGCCUUAUAUGCGAGCAAAUUGUUGAGAAAACCUGAUCAAUGUAGAGGAGUCGCUACUUGUUCGCAUAUAUUUUGGUCUGGAAAAUCUUUAGCUUCAGGCGGGAAAGAAAUGCAAGAAGGCGGUAAAGUGUUAGACUGCUUGAAAAAGGGUAUUAGGAUAGCGAGUCAGUGCAUGGACACGUCUGUGCAAGUACAGCUAUACGUGGAAUUGUUGAAUCAUUAUAUUUACUUUUACGAAAAAGGAAAUACAGCUGUAACCGUGCAAAUAUUGAAUCAAGUAAUUGCGAAAAUUAGAGAGGAACUUCCCAAUCUGGAGGCGAGUGAAGAAACCGAUCAAAUACAGAAACAUUUAGCAAAUACAUUAGAACAUUUAAGAAAUAGGAUGGAAUCGCCAGACUCUGACGGACUUACUUAUCAAGGCCUCGUCCUUUAACAGUGAAUCGGCAUUGUAAUUUUGUAAAUAAAAUAUUUCUAUAAUAUGGACAAUAUUAUAGGUCGAUUGUAUCAACUACGAUUAGCAUUGAUUCUGAUUAAUUUAAUUUUUAUUUUAUAUAUCUUCGUUGUAGAGUGGACUGUAAAUUAGAACCGAAAAAUGAAUUAUAAAUCAGGAUCCAUUUAUUGCAAUUGUUGCUGCAUCUCAGAUAUAAAUUAUAAAAUUAUUUCUUAAAUAAAUGUUUAAAUUACAUCGAAUUAUUUACACGAUUUGUUAAUGACGUAUCAAGCGUACAUAUUGAA